AUGGAUGUGCCUGGGAACUGCACACAGACCGGUUUCUGGGAUCGGGUGCUUUACUGCCCUACGGCGACGAACUCGGCCUCUGGAGGUCUCGCUUCUGCUCUCACUGUUGCUUCGGCCACUCUGGGUGCUCAGGUUCUCCUCUUCAUCCUCGUGAGGACGCACUAUACCCGCAUUUAUAGCCCCAAGUCGCACGCGGUCUCUGAGCGCGAGCGUCUUCCCGUUCCUCCUGGAGGCCCGUUCGGCUGGCUCAUUCCCCUAUGGACUACUUCCAGUCGUACAUUGAUCGAGAAAUGCGGUCUUGAUGCUUAUUUCUUCCUCCGCUAUCUCCGGGUCCAGCUCAAGAUCUUUCUUCCGGCGGCAACCUUGAUCUUGCCGAUCUUACUGCCAAUCAACACCACCGCCGGAGGUGACCAAGAUGGUCUCUACCGGCAGUCCUUCUCCAAUGUUCCCGCCACCAAGGCCAAUCGACUAUGGGUUCAUCUCGUCUGUGCUGUCCUCUUCAUCGCAUGGGUCCUGUAUCUCAUGUUCACUGAACUCUCUGGUUACGUGCGCAUUCGACAAACAUACUUGACCAGUCCACAGCACAGAUUGCGAGCCUCUGCAACUACCGUGCUCGUAUCUGGCAUCCCGCCAAAAUGGCAGAGUCUCCCAGCGCUAUACGGCCUGUUCGAUGUUCUUCCCGGAGGCAUUCAUACCGUCUGGAUCAACCGCGACUACUCCGAGUUGGCCGAGAAAGUCAAAGACCGCGGCAUUAUUGUUAAGAGCUUGGAAAAUGCCCAGACGGCUUUGAUUAAGCAGUGCUAUGCGAAGGAGAAGAAGCUUGCGAAGAAGGAAGGUCGCAAACUUAACACAAAGCAACAGUCCGAAGGUGGCAUUAGCUCCGGAGCUCAGGUCGAAACGACGCAUGGAAUGGAGGAUAUAUCCAAACCGCAAAAUACUCAGCAUCCUGGAGCAGGUGGUCUUGAUGGUAUCACUGAUGGGGAAUUGUCGGGCGGGGCAUCUAGAGAGUCCAAGCCCCGGUUCCAGAUGGGAAUUGAGGAACCGCAUUUCCAAAAAGGCUAUUCCAAGGUCCGCCAGAUUCUGGGCCACGAUGACUCGCUCUUCCUCCCUUCUCCUCAGCCGCACGUUGCGGAGAACGAGGAUGAAUUCCCUUUCAUUCCCCGCAAGGAGGAGAAGAAGAGGGAUAAGAAAAACCAAGAAGACAGAAAAGACUAUCCCCGAGCUUUCAACAAAGAUUAUGGCGAGGAUCUGGACGACGACGAGGAUGCAGAGUGGCGCCGCUUCAUCAGUCCUGCCGAUCGAGAGACCAUGCGUCUCCCCAUCUUCAGCUGGCUCCCGAGCCUUCCUUUGAUCGGGAAGAAAGUGGACAAGAUAUACUGGCAACGCCGCGAGCUGGCGCGGCUCAAUCUUGAAAUUGAAACGGAUCAGACCAACGCUGAAAAGUACCCACUCAUGAACUCGGCCUUUAUCCAAUUCAACAACCAGGCUGCUGCUCACAUGUKCUGCCAGUCUCUGAUCCACCAUCUCCCAUCGGCCAUGACCCCGCGCAUUGUUGAGAUAAGCCCUAACGAUGUGAUCUGGGAGAAUCUUUCGAUGACUUGGUGGGAGCGCUACAUCAGGACCAGCGUCACUCUCGUCACCUGCGCCGCGCUCAUCAUUCUGUAUGCCGUCCCGGUCACGUUCACUGGUCUGCUCAGUAACGUCUCUACAUUGGCAAAGAUUGUCCCAUGGCUGGGCUGGUUGGACAGGCUCCCGGCAAAGGUCAAGAACGGGAUCCAAGGUCUGCUGCCCCAGCUCAUCCUGAUCUUGAUUCUUUUGCUUAUUCCGAUCAUUUUCCGGGCUUUAAUCCAUCGACAGGGCGUCGCCACAGGCAGCGCGAAGGAGAAAGGCGUUCAGACUUGGUUCUUCGCUUUCCUGUUCAUUCAGGUCUUCUUCGUGGUCACACUGUCUUCCGGGUUUGUUCCAUUUGGCCGGCAGCUUGCAUCAAAUCCCAGCAGGAUAUUCCAGAGUCUUGCCACAAGUAUCCCGCCGGCCGCCAACUACUACUUCUCCUACUUGACGGUGCAAGCAUUGAACAACUCGGCCAGCAACCUAUUGCAACCUGCAGGGCUAUUAUCAGUGUUCAUCUUGGCGCCACUCCUUGACUCCACACCACGCGACAAGUUCAAACGACAGACCGACCCCAACACCAUUACUUGGGGAUCGUUCUUCCCCCUCUUCACCAACUUUGCGACGAUUGGCAUAAUCUAUUCGAUCACAGCUCCACUUAUUGUGGUUUUCAUGCUGCUGAUCUUUGGCCUCUUCUCCGUGGUAUAUCGAUACAACAUUCUGUUCGUUCACCGAAACCUCAAUGACACAGGCGGGGAGCUGUUUCCAGUGGCUCUCAACCAAAUGUUCACCGGGAUUUACAUCAUGGAGAUUUGUCUCAUCGGCCUCUUCUUUGCCGUCUCCAUCCCAGGAAAACAGUUUGAGUGCCUUCCGCAGGCCAUUAUCAUGAUUAUUGUAUUGAUUGCGACUGUUCUUUACCAAUGGCAAUUGAACGUGGUAUUUGAGCCAUUGUUUCGGUACCUACCCAUCACACUCGAAGACGACGCCGUCAUCCGAGACGAGCAGUGGGCCAAGGCCGAAGCGGAGGGCAAGCACGGCUUACAUCACAACAAUGAAGCACAGCAUGACCUUGGAGACGACUUGUUCGCCAAUUAUGCGGAUGAGCUGGAAGACCUGACACCAGAUGAGCGACAGUUGGCCGUGCGUAGUGCUUUUCAGCCAGAAGCACUUCGCGCCACACGUCCUGUGGUUUGGAUUCCACGCGACCCGCUCGGCGUUAGCGACGACGAGAUCAAGAGAGCUGGGAAGAUGAGCACGGUUGUGGUCGAGGAUACUAAUAAUGGUGUCAGGCAAGAGAAGACCCACAUCUGGAUGAGCAACGAGGGCGCCACAUUAGAUGCUAAUGGGCGUGCGCAAUUCUACGCUCCGCCACCUGACUUCACCAGUCGGGAUCUGAUUGUGCUGUGA
Messenger RNA from Ramularia collo-cygni, 3015 nucleotides. Its product is annotated as related to DUF221 domain protein. The transcript has 2 exons. The record is from RefSeq and is a predicted model, not a curated record. Gene Ontology annotation, cellular component: plasma membrane. Bases 1 to 3015 code for a protein of 1004 amino acids. NCBI's taxonomy places the organism in Eukaryota, Fungi, Ascomycota, Dothideomycetes, Mycosphaerellales, Mycosphaerellaceae. Gene Ontology annotation, molecular function: calcium-activated cation channel activity.